UAUUUUUUAGUCAUUGUCAUUCGAAGAAAAAAUAGAGGGGCAAUAUUUUGGAAUGCUCGAUGAAUUUUGACAUUGCAUUUAAUAAGUGCAAUUUAUUUUAUCAAAAAAAAAAAAAAAAUAUCAAAAAUUGUUGUAAUUGUGGUGAGUUCAUUGUUCGGAUAUAAGUUACAAAAGCACUUGAGAACUUUUAUCAGUGUAUAUAAGAAAGGAGUCAAUCAAUAAACAAAGUCACUAUCAGCUAUCAUUUCCAAGUUGUCAUUUUAUACAAAAACCUCGAUCGGUUCAAUAACAGCAGAAAGAAAGAUGAAAGCUGUGAAAUUCAACUAUUCUGGUUUGAUGUGCCCGGUUUUUACUGCGUUUGCCAAUGACAGUAAACGUACGAUUCGAUACGAUGUGAUUGAUAAAUAUGCGAGUUGGUUGAAACAACGUGGAAUUAAUGGAGUGCUUGUGAAUGGUACAACUGGUGAAGGUGUUUGUCUACGUAUCGAAGAGCGUAAACAAAACUUUGAACAUUGGUUAAAUUCUUGUCGCAAGCACGAUCUAAAAUGUAUGGUUCAUAUUGGUGGUACUUCUGUAUCUGCGGUCCAUGACCUGGCCGAGCAUGCUGAAGAAAGUGGUGCUGAUGCUGUUCUUUGUUUGCCGGAGCUUUUCUUCAAACCAACUUGUGAAGAGGAUUUGGUUGACUACUUACAAAAUGUCGCCGAACAUUGUCCAACUCGACCUUUGUUCUACUACCACUUUCCAGCCUUUACCAAAGUCAAUUUGCAAAUGCCACGGUUGUGCGAUUUGGCUGAGAAACAUAUUCCAACAUUCAAUGGAAUUAAGUUCACGAGCAAUGAUUUGAAUGAAGGUGUUGCCUGCUUGAAGCCUGGUCGAAAGGUGUUCUUGGGAUCGAAUACAAUUUUUCUUGCUGCACUAACUCAAGGUUUUGAUUCUGGUAUUUUGCUAUCGUUGAAUGUCUUUCCGGAGAUGGCACAAGAAAUCUUGGCAGCUGUUCAGGAAAAGCGAUGGGAAGAUGCACGAGCUACACAAUUAAAACUUACAAAACGGUUUAAUGAAUGCGGCACCGCAUUGAAAAAUGAAUUUAAUCACAUUAAUAGCGAUUUUUCGUGUGGACCGGCAAGAAAACCUUCACUUAAUUUAAAUAAAAAAUAAUUUACAGUUCUAUUGAUUUUAAUCGGGAAGGCAAUGACAUCAUUGAAAAUGAUAUCUUUGCAUGACCGAUUGGCUUUAUACAUAUGAGUACAUUUUCUGAAGAGAGUGUCAAUAAAUGAUAUUUUACACUGAA
Contarinia nasturtii (swede midge) is the source of this 1288-nucleotide messenger RNA. Its product is annotated as N-acetylneuraminate lyase-like. Gene Ontology annotation, molecular function: 4-hydroxy-tetrahydrodipicolinate synthase activity; N-acetylneuraminate lyase activity. The coding region runs from base 304 to 1155 and encodes 283 amino acids. The record is from RefSeq and is a predicted model, not a curated record. The transcript has 3 exons. Gene Ontology annotation, biological process: N-acetylneuraminate catabolic process. Lineage: Eukaryota; Metazoa; Arthropoda; Insecta; Diptera; Cecidomyiidae.